AUGAGUGACAUUGAGAAAACACCAGAAAUACUUGAGAACCAAACAAACAGAACCUCAACCCCACCAUUGGAAAGUGAAGAAAAGAAAACAGAUGAAGUGGUUAAAAGAUUACCUUCAAAAGAAAAAAGUUCAGGUAAAAAGAAAACAAGAAGUUCCAGUAGUAAUAAUGAAGUAGAAGAGAAUGAUGAAAAAGAAGAAAUAAACCAGGAAGGAAAAGACAAAGAAAAGAGGGUCAGUAAAGAGAGGUUGCUUUCAUUCAUGUUCAAACGAAAAACAAACGAAAAAACAACGGUAUCAGAAUCACCAAAAAAAAGUCAUAAAGAUAAGAAAAAAGAAGGAGGAGAAGAAGAAGAGGAAAACCCAAAAAGAAAAGUGUUUAAGAAAAAUAAGAAACAAAAAAUGUUGAAACAAAGUAAAUCUGAGAUUAUUACAAAGAAAAGUGAAGAGAUAGACUCACAAGAACUCAUUAUUGAGCACCACGGAGAUGAUAUUAUUGACAGCUCUAGUCAAAAAGAAAAUGAAGAAAAAACUAAAAGAAAAGAAGGGAGUAAAGAAAGACCGAAAUCACUGAAAGAAAAAUUAUCACCAAGAAAAGAAAGUAAAGAAGAAAAGAAAGUAAAAGACACUAAAAAGAAGAAGGAAGUAAUUGACAAAGAACAACAUGCAGAAGAAAGACAUAAAAAUGAUAUUUGGAAAAGAAAAACUGUUUGUACUAUGGAAAGAAGAGAAAAAAGAAGGAGUAGUGAAAUAAGUAUUAAAAAAGAAAAGAAAAAUAUUGAAGUUACUGUUGAAAUUGGGUUUUUGUUACAAACAUAUAACAAAACAUUUAAAGUAGCAUCUCAAAUGAAAGUUAGAGAAGUUAUUGAAAAAACUAUGAUAAGUAUUAAAGAAGGACUACAUGAUGAUGUUGUUGUCUAUCAAAGUAAUGGAGAGGUUGUAAAUCAAGAAGAGGAUAUAGGUGCAAUUGCAACAAAUAACAAGGCAUAUAUAUAUGUAUCAAAAAGAGGAAGGAAAUGUGCAAAAAAAAUUAUAUUUGAAUUUGAAACAGAAAAGAAAAAAGAAGAAAAGAAAGGAAAAGAACAAGCAGACCCACAAGUAGUUUAUGAUCUUUGUAGAUGGAUUUAUAUGCAUGGAAUAGAAGUAGAAGGAAUUUUCAGAAUAUCAGGAAAUAAUGAAUAUAUUAAAAAAUUAAUAGAGAAAGUUAUUAAACAUUCAACUGGAUUUCUUGAUGAAAUGAAUCAUGGGGUAAAUGAUGUUCAUAAUGUUGUUGGUGUAUUAAAAAGUUAUUUACGAGAAGCAACAGUCGGAUUAUUUGAUUUACAAAUAGCAGAAGAAAUACUAAAAAAUGAAGAGAAUAAACGAGAAGAAGUAUUAAUGGAAAUAAUUGAAAAAUUAAAUAAGAAAGACAAAUAUACAUUAUGUAUCAUAUUAAAUCUUGCUGAAGCUAUUAUUCAAUAUAAAGAUGUUAAUCAAAUGGGAAUAGGAAAUAUUGCUGUUGUUCUUGGACCAAUGUUAAUUCAUUCAAAUGGAGCUGUUAGUUUGAUUGGAACACAAACUCAAUUAGAACUUGCUGUAUUAUUAAUUAAUUUAGCACAAAGUAUACGAAAAAGAUUAGAUAUUGACACAUUCUUUUCUAUAGAUGAGGUUGUUUCUAAAUUUGAAACACCAACUGAAUUUAUUCAUGAUAAUGAAGAACCUGAUAGAUUUGUUUAUGAUAUUUCAUGUCUUGAUGAAGAAACACAAAAAUUGGCACAAGACAUUUGUGGAUGGAUGGAAGUAGUUUUAGAUUCUGAUAAUAAUGAAGAAGCAAUUCAUUGGAUUCAAGUAUAUUAUGAAGAGAAUGAAGAACAUUUUGUGUAUAUUGUAAACAUGUUAACUCCAGACUUUGUUAUUUCACAAACAUACCAAGGUACUUAUUCAACAACUCAACAAUAUCCUUCAUCUCAGAAAGAACAAAUUCUUAAUCAAAUAGAAGUAAAUAUCUUUGACCUUCAUCCACCUGCAGUUCCUGCUUGGGAGUUAUCAGAACAACGACUUCCUCAACCUCCAUCAUUUGAACUUCAGAAGAAGUGGUAUUUCCCAAUCAUUCAAUCCAUUAAACCACAACAAUUUUCACAAAUUAUUGCAUGGUUUAAUCAAGUUGAUAAAGAUCAUAGUGGUACAUUAGAGAUUGAUGAAAUUAGUACAGGAAGUUAUCCUGGAUGUAUUCGUUUAUCUCCACAAACAGCACUUAGAUUUAUGAGGAUUUUUGACACCUCUAGAACUGGUCAUUUAAAUAUUUAUGAAUUUAUUGCUAUCUAUCGUUAUCUAGAAAUUUGUUAUGCUUUAUUCAAUGCAUACAAUGGAAGUGGACCAGAAAUUAUUAAGUCACGACUUACUGGUCUUGGUUUUGUUGGAACCACCCAAUGCACUGUUGACAUAUUGUCUAAAAUUUUUUCAUAUAACAAUGUUAUGGACUUAAACAAUUGGGUCGCUUGUGGUGCCUUUGUUCUUCAAUCAAGAGCUAUCUACCAAGACCUUCUUGACCAAGGAUUAAUGCAAAAAACAGAAAACCCUCAAGAUGCAACAAAAAUUUUAGAUUCAAUUACUCUUCUCAUCGACAAAUAA
Messenger RNA from Entamoeba histolytica HM-1:IMSS, 2607 nucleotides. RefSeq lists its product as uncharacterized. NCBI's taxonomy places the organism in Eukaryota, Evosea, Mastigamoebida, Endamoebidae. The transcript is spliced from 2 exons. Gene Ontology annotation, biological process: signal transduction; positive regulation of GTPase activity. Gene Ontology annotation, molecular function: GTPase activator activity. The record is from RefSeq and is a predicted model, not a curated record. The coding region runs from base 1 to 2607 and encodes 868 amino acids.